GUCGGUAAGUUGUUGGCAUCGACCGAUGAAAGUUUGCAGCUCAUCCACCGAAAAGUUCCGGAAAGUAAACAGCCUAUGAUGCAAACAAAUCGUACCCAUUAAAAUCCCACGAUUGGCAUGCUGGGGGUGAAUUUGGUAAACAAAUAAACAGUAUCUAGAAGGUUUACUACGAAUAGUACAUCUUUCGCAAUAGUUUGUGUUCCGGCAGGGCACUCCUUCCCGGAGCGCCCGAGUGUUUUGUACCAUUUUUCUCCCGGGUGGAGGAUAGUUGAGCAUUUUGUCUGUGCGCUGCUGUAACAUGGUCGUUCAUCGAGCAGCAUGGCUGUUGCUAUGCCACCGAAGUCAGCUGCAUCUAGCGCCAAUGAGAAAUUUUUCACUCGGCUGCUCAAAGAUGCACGCGUGGCUGGAUGGCGUUCCUGCUGGGCAAAAGUUGCACACGACAGGCAUGAGCUAUGGCCAAAGAAAUUUCUCCGUGUCACGCAUCGUCGAUCGCAAUCAGUCGAAAACAACUGACGAUAUACCGGAAAAGGCUGAAGGUGAGCGUGUGAAAACGGUUACACCAACGGAGCAGCAAUCAACCCUAGAAAUCGAUACGAAGCAUGGCAAGUUACUGGUCAAAACAACGAUGGCCGAUUCAAAAUUGCAGGAAAUUGUCAUCGAAAAACCAAAAAUUGAGUCAACAGACAAUGCCACGACAGCCGCGGGAGCAUCGUUGCUAGCUGGAUCAAACAAAACUGAGCUUUCCUCGGGUCUACCCUCGACACUACCGGUGUCACUUACCGAAGCGGAGCUGAAGGAACAGUUGGCGGAAAAAAAUCGUCAGCUAGCUAAGAAACGUAUUCGGGUCGAUUUUUCCCGUUCUUCGCUCGAACGAAACUUCAUCACUCCGGUGCGGGCCUUGUCCGACUUCCUGCUGAAGCCAUCCGACCUGGAAACGUUACCAAAAACAAAACGGAGAUCUCCGUACGAGCAGGAACCGCCAAUCACGGUUUACUGGCGGAAGGAUGUCGAGGCUAAGGCGAUAGAAGUGUGGGGUUCUCGGGAGAAUCUGUUGAAGGAAUGCCUGAAGCGGGAAAUCGAGAAAAAGAUGCACCAGCAAAAUAUUUUUACCGUAAAACGUCGACUACGGGACUACCGUCGGGAGAUUGGAAGCCGCACCAAUGUCGUCGAUUCCGAGCCGGGACUGUUUGGAAAGUCGGGCAAAGUGGUCCUGACGGCCAUUGCAAUUAACGCAACGAAUUGUUUGUUCAAAUUUGGCGCCUGGCUGUACACCGGCUCACACAGUAUGUUUGCGGAAACGAUCCACUCGCUGGCGGACACGAUCAAUCAGCUCAUACUAGCGUACGGCAUCCACAAGUCCACCCAAAUUGCCGACUCAAACCAUCCGUACGGGUACGCCAAUAUGAAGUACGUUUCGUCGCUCAUUUCUGGAGUCGGAAUCUUCUGUGUCGGAACAGGCUUAUCGUUCUACCACGGCAUCAUGGGACUGGUUGAUCCGCAUCCGAUCGAUGAUUUCUUCUGGGCGUUCUUUAUCCUCGGCGGCUCACUGGUGUCGGAGGGUGCUACCCUUUUGGUAGCGAUCAACAGUUGCCGGAGCGGUGCGAAGGCCCUCGGCAUGAGCUUUAGGGAUUACGUCGUACGUGGGCAGGAUCCAUGUGUGAACGUUGUACUUACGGAAGAUGCCGCUGCGGUCAUGAGUGUGGUGCUGGCCGCGAGCUGCAUGGGUCUUUCGACCUACACAGGGUCGCCCAUACCGGAUGCGGUGGGAUCACUGCUUGUCGGCUGUAUGCUAGGCGGGGUCGCAUCCUUCAUCAUCUAUACGAACGUGGCAGCCCUGGUCGGCCGCUCGAUUCGGCAGGAGAAUCUCGACAAAAUUAAUGCCGAGCUGGAGAGCGACAUUAUGAUCCGGGCGAUCCAUGACGUGAAAGGAAUCGACAUGGGAAACUCGUUGGUUAGAUAUAAGGCGGAAAUGGAUUUCGAUGGGCGUGAGUUGACGCGAGUGUAUUUGGAUAAGCAGGACUUGAACACGCUUCUAGAGGAGGUUCGUACGUUCCAGACGAUCGACGAACUAGAAGCGUUUCUACUGAAACAUGGCGAAAACAUUGUCGAUCUUAUGGGUGGUGAAAUCGAUCGGAUCGAAAUGAAGCUAAGGAAGAAGUUUCCCGAAAUAAGACACUGUGAUUUGGAAAUAUUGUAAGCUAUAAAAAAGUCGUUUGCUUCCACAAUGCAUACUUGUGAUCACGGCACAUUCGCGGCCGUGGCACCAUAAAGUCGUCAUACGGUAAGGUUAACUGAAAACUGUCCAAGAGCACACGCUGCUCAUAGGUGUGUAGGUUGAGGUACAACUUUAUGGAAAAACCACGAUAAUGAAAUAGAUAAAGUUUUUAACGACGUUCAAUUUCGUCGUUCGUUUUUAGACAAUAUUGUGCUACAUUUCUAGAGUGAAUAAAUGCAAAGCAAGAUAAACCGA
Molecule: messenger RNA, 2470 nt
Organism: Anopheles coustani
Lineage: Eukaryota; Metazoa; Arthropoda; Insecta; Diptera; Culicidae
Gene: ZnT49B
Product: proton-coupled zinc antiporter SLC30A9, mitochondrial
Exons: 7
Coding region: 299-2197 (632 amino acids)
Biological process (GO): transmembrane transport; zinc ion transport
Cellular component (GO): membrane
Molecular function (GO): monoatomic cation transmembrane transporter activity
Source: RefSeq, a predicted model, not a curated record